AUGGUGCUGGGCCUGAAAUCAUCAAAGCAGAAAAGGGGAUCCUUUGUAAGAGCCGAAUACAUAGUUCAGGUGAAGGAGAUCCGGCCAUGGCCCCCAUCUGAGCCCCUCAAAUCUAUCCAAACUGUAUUCCUCCACUGGGAAAACGGCAAUGACAACUCGGGGUCAUUCAUCUCUGUGGCCGGCCACGCAAACAUCGCGUUUGACGAGUCGUUCAUGCUCCCCACCACCUUCCACCACAAGAAAUCGGGCAACAAGUUCCGGAAUAACUACUUGGAGUUCAGGCUGAAGGAGCCCCGUAAGGGACAACUCCUGGGGACGGCAGUCUUUAACCUCACAGAUUAUGCCUCGAUCGAGGAGGAUGUGAAUGUUGAUGUUGAUGUGCCUUUCGACUUUAACAACACUCCACACACCCAACCAGCUCUCGCCAUCACUCUACAGCUGCUCGGGAGGGGAACCACUUCUUCUGCCUCGUCCCCAGGUGUCGGCUUUUUCUCUAAUGAUGAUGAAGAUGAUUCCGACGACCUCUCUUCUUCUCACUCUUCAACGACUAAUGCCUCUUCAUCUUUUGAGCCUUUUAUUGACGACAAGAAUGGAUUCGACACUCAAAAAGAUGGAAACAAGAGAACACAGAAUGCAUCAUUAGACACUUGGAACAAAGUAAAGGACUACGUCUCGCUUUCCAAAUUUUCCGAACGAAGCAUGUCGUUUGUCAAGAAGAACUCGGCCGCCCCCUUGGUUAUAUCUUCUCCCAUAUCAGUCACCUUACCGGACAAUGAGAGGUUCAACAGCCUACUCAACAAAACACAUCACGAUACCCAACAAACUGUGGAAGACAAAUCAAAAUCACUGCAUGCUGGCUCAGACGAACAGAGUAAAUUAAAAGAGAAAUUCUCCGAAGAUGCUUCUGGAAGGCCGGUUACAUUGAGGAGUGAUACUGUCGUUCCGAAUAGGAAAGGACAAGGAAUUCCACCAUCAGGCAGCAACAAAGCCCGGUUAAAGCACGCGAAGUCCGUACAAAUACAUGGUUCAGUUAAAGGAAACGGGUUUCCAGCAGACACGGACAUACCAAAUGGUUCCCAAAACAAAGGAGGCGAUAUUAGUCUGCCGGCAGAAUGUAAAGAUUCGAAAACUGAUGUCUUUGAAUGGAAAACCAGGGCUGAGAUGCUUGAGGAGGAACUGAAGGAAACAGCAGUAAUCGAGGUCGCUUUAUACUCGGUGGUAGCCGAGCACUCGAGUUCGGUCAACAAGGUUCAUGCUCCAGCUCGGAGGCUCUCGAGAUUUUAUAAGAAUGCUUGCUUGGCCGGGUCUCAAGCUAAACGGGCUAGAGUAGCUAGAGCUGUUGUAUCUGGUCUAGUCCUGGUUUCUAAGGCGUGUGGGAAUGAUGUCCCCAGGCUAACCUUCUGGCUAUCGAAUGCAAUAAUGUUGAGAUCAACUGUUAGCCAGAUUGCUGCAGAGUUGCCACAUUUGAACGGACAAAGACAGCAACAAUCUACUCCAAUUCAAGAAUCUGACAACUGUGAAGAUGUCUUGACAAUGAUUAUCGCUCUUGAAAAAAUCGAGUCUUGGCUCUUCACUAGAAUUGUUGAUUCCGUAUGGUGGCAGACGUUUACGCCUCAUAUGCUUCCGACAGUCGAGCAAGGCAGUCAAAGAGAGAGAAUAACCAGAGGAGCAAAGAAAGCGAUUAAUGGAAGACGAAACUAUUUGGGUGACCAGGGAAGUUUCUCCAUCGAAAUAUGGAAGAAAGCAUUCAAAGAUGCAUGCGAAAGGCUUUGUCCGAUUCGGGCAGUCCGGCAUGAAUGCGGCUGUUUGUCUGCACUUAUCACGCUGGUCAUGGAGCAGUUAGUUAACAGGCUUGAUGUGGCUAUGCUCAACGCCAUUCUGCGCGAAUCAGAUGAGGAGAUGCCAAUGGAUCCUGUAUCUGAUCCGAUUACUUACUCGAAAGUACUUCCAGUGCCGGCUGGGAAAUCGAGCUUUGGAGCUGGUGCCCAGUUGAAAAAUGCUAUUAGGAACUGGUCAAGAUGGCUUAGUGAUCUGUUUGGAUUAGAUGAUGACGACGAGUUAAGUGAGGAUAAGAGAACAAAAUGUUUCAAGGCGUUUCGACUCCUCCAUGGAUUGAGUGAUCUCAUGAUGCUUCCUUUUGAGAUGCUUGCUGAUAUUUCCACCAGAAAAGAGGUUUGCCCGAUGUUUGGUCCGGCUAUAAUCAGAAGGGUUGUAGACAAUUUUGUUCCGGAUGAAUUCAGUCCCAAUCCCAUUCCACGGCACAUAACCGAUGCGCUUGAUUUAGAGGAGAAUAUAUCAGAAGAGUUGAUCAGCAGCAUCCCAUGCACGGCAGGCGGCACUAAAUACAUACCUCUGCCUGCAGCUGUAGUUAUUAGGUGUUUGGGAGAAGUUGGAAAGCAGAGCAGCCGGUUAUGGUCACACACGAGCAAUGAUGAGGUUGAUGAGGUUGAUGAGGUUGAGUCUCCCUUGACUUCAAUUAUUCCGGAUAGCCACCAUCCCACAUCGGCUUUAGCCAGACUCAACUUGAUGCCUAAGGAAAAGAUCAUGCGCUAUCAGCUGCUUCGUGCGAUAUAUGAAAAUUAG
Molecule: messenger RNA, 2583 nt
Organism: Striga hermonthica
Lineage: Eukaryota; Viridiplantae; Streptophyta; Magnoliopsida; Lamiales; Orobanchaceae
Source: the annotation of a GenBank genome assembly